Molecule: messenger RNA, 4842 nt
Organism: Limulus polyphemus (Atlantic horseshoe crab)
Lineage: Eukaryota; Metazoa; Arthropoda; Merostomata; Xiphosura; Limulidae
Exons: 5
Coding region: 547-2982 (811 amino acids)
Biological process (GO): adenylate cyclase-activating G protein-coupled receptor signaling pathway; positive regulation of cytosolic calcium ion concentration; inflammatory response
Cellular component (GO): plasma membrane
Molecular function (GO): G protein-coupled receptor activity
Source: RefSeq, a predicted model, not a curated record
CGCUGCUGCCUAUGCUCUUGUCGCACUGUUGCUUCUGUUUAAAGAUUAGCGUGAGCUUGAUUCUUACGUUCCCUUAAAAGUUGGUAAACGUGUGCUGCUGGCUAGAGAGGAAAGCGUUUUUGUCGUUAUUACGUCAUAACAUCGACAGAUUUGUUUCGAACUUAAAAUAAACCGUGACUGACCAAACAAAAUCAAAUGAUUAGUUAAUAAGUUGGACGUAAGUUGAUAUUUCUCUAUCACGAAGCCAUUAUUUAUUAUAUUUAGAUCCGUAUAUUUAUUUAGUUUUACUCUUCCGGUGAUUGUGACAAUGUGUUGGAAACAGUAUUGUUGAAAAUUUCACUCUGCUCUGCUGUUACGAACUCUAGCUAAAGAAACAAUAAAACGCUGUUGAGAUAUUCGUAGUAAUGUCAGUGUUAUGUUGUAGCAUAAAGUGUCGAGAUAGGAAAUAAGAGUUUUAACAGAUCGCGAAAGGAAUUAUACAUGAAAACCUCGUUAGCUUUUAUGAGAGAUGAUCAUGAAUACAGUCUUAGUGAGUCAAUGUGAAAGAUGAUCAAGACAGCGAUGUCCACUGAAGCUAAUCGCACGUUAUCCAACUGGAAUACCACAAUAUGGUCUCGAGGUAACGUGUUGGUUGACCAAGAUGAUUUUGAGACGGAAGGAUCUAUGCGACACCUGUCUACAUUAAAUCAGGUUCUUAUAAGUUUCUUAUGUGUUUUUGGCGUUGGAGCAAAUAUCUGUUCCUUAGUCCUUUUAAAACGAGCGGAAACUCCCCGAAAUCGAAAACAGACCUUGAUGGUCCGGUGUUUGAUCUGGAACGAUCUUUUGGCUCUGGUCGGAUCUUUCCUUCUCAUGCAUAUGCAGCUUUAUCUUUGGCCAGAAGAGCUGGUUAUUCCUCGAUGGUUCUGUAUCCUUCGGGUCCUUCUCCGAGCCUUCGGCCUGUCCUCCGGCAGUGUGGCUACAGUGAUGGCUGUUGAAAGAUGCUUAGCUCUCACUAGACCGUUCUUCUACCAAAAGCACAUUACCCAAAAGACGAUAAAAGUGGCGAUCGGAUCAUUUUGGGCUGUCUCGUUGCUCAUGGUGUGUUUACCAUUCAUGGGAUUCGGACUGUAUUACGACAGCAACGCCCCGACGCGGCGUUAUACAUGUGCUCGCUACCGUUUUGCCACGAAAACGGUGGACAUUGCUUACGCUUACUUCAUGUUUAUUUUUGGCAUGGUUAUGUGUGUGGUCAUCGUCAUUUGUAACCUCACAGUGGUCACUGUUCUUAGUAAAGUAGGGAAGACCACCAAAGGUCGUAUAAGGCGGACGACGAUUUCUAGAAACAGCCGAGAGCUUUUCUUCAAUCAUACCACUCAAGAAGAAAUUUCUUUUGCGAAGUUAAUGGUGGUUUUAUGUGUGUCCUUCCUGGCUUGCUGGGUUCCUCUGAUGUUGACCAUCAUAACGGCCCAGCUGGAUCAAGGACGAAAACAUAAAGUAUUCUACAGAGUUGCUGAUAUCUGCAUGGCUCUGAACUUUAUCCUCGAUCCAGUGAUCUACGUUCUCUCAAGAAGACCACACAGGCGGGACCUGAGGAGCUUAAUGAAACCAUUUUGUCUCGAUUGCUUUCCCCAAAUAGAAUGGAUAACCAGCAAUGGGUCUAGAGCGUCUCAGAGGAAUAGUGGCUUCCCUUGGAACUUUGGUAUGUCUGCCACCAACUUCAAGUCUUACCAGGAUGAGAUGCCUAAACGUCUUUGUGCUGAAGAGAAACACGAAGAAGAUAAACCAAACACUGACUUACAUUGCGAUGAGCUCAUUUGCCGAGAAAAUCAAACAGGACAAGGCCAGUUUGAUGCAACACUGGAUCAAGGUCCAACUACAGAUGAAUCCAGAAUUCCAAUGACAGGUUGUCAACAUACGUUUUGUGAUCCUAUUGUGGUUCAGAUAAGAAUACAAGACGGUUGCAGCCCGUCUGUCAGUUUGUGGAACAAUGGAAAGAAAGAGUGGUCCGAAUCCACCAGAGGGCAAUGGUCAUGCUGCAAGAUUAACCGCUGCAAAAAGUUUCUGAGCGACAACUACACAUCUGUGGAGAGAAUUCCUGCACAUGAAAAUAUGAGCGGCGUAUCAGUAAAUUCGCAUUAUGUUUCUCAUUCCCUUCCAGAACCUACUUGUUUACGGGACUCAGUUAACCCUUACCCUCCAGAUUCUCCCAGUAGAGGGGCUUUAGUCACUGAAUAUACCAGGGACACUCGCACUCUGUGUACCUUAACUAUUCACCACAACGUUAAUUCCUCCCCAGGAAAUUCAAAUAAUCAUUAUUUAUCAGAUCCUUCUGGUCUAGAGUCUUCAACCAGUCAUCGCCACCUAGAACCUCCUAGACUGAGGUCCUCAACUGUUAAUCAACCCUCUGAUCAUAUUAGGCUGUGGGCCUCAAUCUUUGACCACCAUUCAGAACCUAAGAGACUGGAGUCCUCAACUAUUGACCAACAUUCAGGACGAUCAAGGUCGGGGUCUUUAGUCAUUGACUACCAUUCCGAACCUAUUAGACUGAGAUCCUCAAUAAAUGACCACUACUCAGAAUGUAGGGGGUUCUUGGUUAGUGGUCAAUGUUCGGAAUGUACAAGGCUGAGAUCUUCAACAAAUUACCACUGCUCAGAAUGUAGGGGAUUCUCAGCCAGUGGUUACUAUUCAGAAUGUACAAGGCUGAGAUCUUCAACAAAUGAUCACUGCUCAGAAUGUAGGGGGUUCUCAGCCAGUGGUCACUAUUCAGAAUGUACAAGGCUUGGGUCCUCAACUGUUGACCACAGCUCAGAACAUACAAAGCUGAAAUCCUCAACCAGUGACUCCCAACCAAAAUUUACCAGGCUGAGGUCCUCCACCAUUGGCAACCACUCAGAGUAUACAAGAUUGAAGUUGUUAACCAGUGAUGAUGCUUCAGAACAUCAAACGUUUUCUACUCCUCGGAAUCUCCUAUUUCGAAAACUCCACCAUAUUACCACCACUUAGAGAUAUUUUAAGAAAUAUUCUCGCUUAUAGCUAAUGAAAACCAAGAGUAUGAUGCCCUUACAUUUCUAGCGCUAUUUCAAACUUUCCAGUAUAUAAUUCUCAACCAGUCUUUACCAACCAUAUAUCUUUUCCUACUAGUAUCCUGAACUUUCACCGUAUUUUAGAACUUUCGAAUUUACAGAGAGACAUAAAAGUUACUUCACUUCACAAUCUUUAAGAACCAAACAACGGUAAGAAACACUUAUCUGAAAUCCACAGAAAACUUGCCUUUAGCAGUGGUCUAACACUCAUACUUAGAAAGCGGAUUCUAAAACCAAAGAUUAUUACAAUCCGCUUUACUCCAGAGUAAAAGUUUAUAAUCCCCCGCAUUCAGUCUUAACCUUCCGUUCUCACGCGUAUUGUAACUUUCCUCCAGCCGAUUCAAAAUUAGAACCAAAAUAGGUCUUUUUAUCCACAGUUUUCGCUACAAAAUUUCUGUUGAGGACCUUGGUCCUUUUACAGCAGAAUGAUUCUUAAAUAGACAGAUUGCGGGCAAUUUAGAAUUGCUUAUUAGUUAUUUAUUGUCUUAAUUUCAUUAUUCAGCUAUAUAAUCACAUUUUCCCUUUUUUUUUCCCCAUAAAUUUUAAUGUAGCUAUAAUUGUUUAUACCACAAACAUACUUGUUAGACAAGUUUUGGGAAUAUACUACAGGUGUAAAGUGAACUAUCAGAGUUGUUUAAAUUCAUCUCCCAAAAUGCACUACAUAGCAGGAAAAAUCAUCAAAAUUAAAUUACCGAUAGAAGCUCCUCGGACAGUACAUGUCGGAAGAGAUCCGUCCUCUUUCGACCAUUCUGGCCUCAGCCAAGUGCCAAAGAGCGUUGUACUCCGCCCCCUUCAAGAGAAAAAUUCGUCCACUCAGUUUUCCGAACCUUGGCAUUUUUGCCAAAUUGGAAAAUUUUCAAUUAUUAAACUUGCUAUAAAUCUCUUAGAUAAUUAUUUUUCAUAAUCUAACGAUCCAUAAAUAUAAAGCCUAUUUUAUUUAUUGUCCCCAUUGUCUUAGCGGUAAGCUUGAUGUCUUUAUCGCUAAAAAUUAGGGUUCGAUACUCGUAGUGGGAGGGCACAGCGAAGAUUGCCUAUUGUAUAGUUUUGCGCUUAAAACCAUAAACAAACAAGUUAAUCACUUAUUUAACCAUCCUAAUGAUAGGCUAUCGUUCAAAUUGUAAAACUGCAAACAUCCAAUGUAAAGGCUUCAAUCAUUCAGAAUAAUUCAACAAUUUAUCUGUGAAUUUGUUCAAACUUUCUAAUAACUUCCAGUUUAUAGUCGCAAUCAAGUCAGCACUAAACAUAGUUUACUAGUUAGGUUCUGUAGAGGUCAUUUAAGUGUAAAGUUAACCAACUAAUGAAUAUGAAUAUAAUUUGUGUAAAACGUGUAAUCGUUUUAAUUUUUAACACCUUAAACACCUAUGAUUGUGUUGCGCAUGUGAUUUUGACAUUUACUCUCUUUGUUUGUUUAAUUUCGCGCAAAGCCACUCCAUGGUUAACUAUCUCUAAUUUAGCAGUGAUUGUCUAGAUGAAAGGAAACUAGACAACAACACCUAGAGCCAAUUCUUGUGUUACUCUUUUCCAAUGAAUAGUGAGAUUGACCAUCAUAUUAUACAACACCCCGGGACCUGGCAUGGCCUGGUGGUUAGGGCUCUCAAUUCGCAAUCUGCAGGUCGCGGGUUCAAACAUGUUAGUUAUUUUAGUCGUGGGGGGCAUGCUAAUGUGACGGUUAAUCUCACUACUUGUUGGUAAAGAGUAGCCCAAAAGUUGGCGGUGGGUGGUGUUGACUAGCUGCCUUCCCUCUAGUCUUUUCAUUGCUAAGUUAGGGACGGCUAGAGCA